Messenger RNA from Neoarius graeffei (lesser salmon catfish), 3232 nucleotides. It is a transcript of the gene lyrm9, whose product is annotated as LYR motif containing 9. Lineage: Eukaryota; Metazoa; Chordata; Actinopteri; Siluriformes; Ariidae. The record is from RefSeq and is a predicted model, not a curated record. The coding region runs from base 308 to 586 and encodes 92 amino acids. The transcript has 3 exons.
UUCGGAAGAAUACCAAACACACACUGACUGCACAUGUAUGUCUCUAGGCAGGGAGCAGAAACCACUAUUUUAUGCCCCAUCAAGGGAACCUAAGGAGGCAAUAAGAAGCUUUUUUGUGAUUCGGUGCUUUUAAACAGCCCGCACAGUUCAGAGGGGAAUAUUUCAUAUCAGAAUAUAAACACGGCAGAUAAUAAUCAGCUCCAGCUGAUGCACAGCUCUGUUCUCAGCUCAUUUUGCACUCGUGUAUUUUUGUUUUUAAAAAUCGGUUUUUAGUGAAUGUCAUCAGAGUCAGUGUGACCCGGUAGGAAUGACACCACUUCCGGGUGCCGAGUUUGUGCGGACUCCGGUUCAGCUUUACCGCUACCUGCUUCGCUGCUGUAAACUGCUGCCCAGUCCGGCCGCGCAGGCGCACUACAGGCACACUGUCCGACAGAGUUACAAUAGUCACGCAGAUGAAGAUGACCCGGAACGAAUUCGUAUGAUCAUCCAGCGAGCGAUUUCUGAUGCUGACUGGAUCUUAAACAAGUAUGUCAAAAAGACAGGAUCUCCAGGUCAGGAUGAAACGGAACAGAACAAGUCUGAUUGAAGGUGAUGCUACGCUGGACUGCUUUAAAGUUCAUACACUACCGUUCAAAAGUUUGGGGUCACUUUGAAAUGUCCUUAUUUUUGAAAGAAAAGCACUGUUCUUUUCAAUGAAGAUCACUUUAAACUAAUCAGAAAUCCACUCUAUACAUUGCUAAUGUGGUAAAUGACUAUUCUAGCUGCAAAUGUCUGGUUUUUGGUGCAAUAUCUCCAUAGGUGUAUAGAGGCCCAUUUCCAGCAACUAUCACUCCAGUGUUCUAAUGGUACAAUGUGUUUGCUCAUUCAGUAUGUUUACAUGCACAUCCAAAUCGAGCUGCUGUCGGUAAUCGAGCAAAGGGUCCCAGCAGGGGUGCCAGAGAAAUCCAAUCCUACAUGCACACAAGGAAAUCGAGCUAUUGUGUGAGGUACAUUGUGCACCCGAGCCACAGGUGGCGCUACACACCCCAUCGUGUUGGUACACUUCCAGUUGUCGUCAUGAAGAAGAGCUAUUCAAGAGUGUAAACAAAGUUAUCAGUUCCGUGUUCUCCAUUGCGUGUUUUUCUCCCGUCCAUGAAUUUUAAUAUAUUCAACUCCUUAAGCUGAAUGAGCAUGAACUCUGUCUCCUCAUUGCUCCAGAAGUGCACGUUUCUGCUCGCCAUUUUCUCUUCUUCGUUUGUUCCUCCUGACCUCUUCUGCUGCUCGCUACUACUGUUGUCAUGCCGACCGAGGCUGUUGUGUUUCCCGCUUGUGGUCUCGUCACUCGUCACUUCCGGAAGGGGCAGUGCUGAAGUAAGUAGCUCGACUACGUAGCUCGAUAGGGUUUACAUGCACUAAGUAGCUCGGCAAAAAUCGCAUAAUCUAGGUCGUGUAGCUCGAUUACGAGAAAUCAAGUUCGGUUCAAUUUCAGCCUAGCUAAGGUGUUUCCAUGGCAUUUAGAACUUUGAUUUCAGUCGAGCAACGGCAGAAAUUCGAUUUUCUCUAUGUGCAUGUAAACGCACUGAUUGCCUCAGAAGGCUAAUGGAUGAUUAGAAAACCCUUGUACAAUCAUGUUAGCACAGCUGAAAACAGUUUAGCUCUUUAGAGAAGCUAUAAAACUGACCUUCCUUUGAGCAGAUUGAGUUUCUGGAGCAUCACAUUUGUGGGGUCGAUUAAAUGCUCAAAAUGGCCAGAAAAAUGUCUCGACUAUAUUUUCUAUUCAUUUUACAACUUAUGGUGGGAAAUAAAAGUGUGACUUUUCAUGGAAAACACAAAAUUGUCUGGGUGACCCCAAACUUUUGAACGGUAGUGUAUAUCGAGGAUGUUACACGGUGAAGAUAUGAAAUUUAUCUUCGAGUGGUGAAUGUAUAUAUUCACGAGUGAGCGAGGGAUAUGUUUUUCAACACGAAAAGAUAAACUUCAUGUCUUUGCGCCACCAUGUAAUGUUUUUUAUAUUAUACAGACACAUAGACAAAAAAAACAAAAAACGCCAGUUAAUCAAAAGAGUUUUAAUUUUGAACCGGUUCAUCAUUUUGACAACGCGUGUUUAGUCAGCGGGAAAACACUGGGAGUGAUGUCAUCAGAGUGAAACAUGCAGAAUUAUUAUACAUACAGGACACUUUUUCGAUCAAAUAAAAACGUGUUCUAUUCCCUUCUAGCAGGUUUCAUUCAUUUGGUUCGAUAGCAUGCAAUAUUGUUAGCAUAUCACUUAUCCUACGUGUGUUACGUCGCUCUACCCAAUGGAGAAUGAGCGUUGAAUAUGGUUUACGAUAUUGCACAGUUGUCAAGACAACAUGACGUCACACGUCAGAGACGUAAAACUUCCGUGCUAGCGAGCGACUGGGACAAUUUGUAAACAAACGUGCAUGGCCGCCAGGUUUGCUUCGUUAAAUACAGAAGAUUCUGAGAGAAUUUUAAAAGAGAAAGACGCACCGAACACCCGAAAGGAAUGCGUAUGUUUAAUAAUAAUAAUAUUAGCUGGCUUUUCAGUAUCCUGCUAGCUGAAUGGAAUAUAUCUGAUAUACCACUCAACACCAGCCAAUAUUAUUUAAAUAUGUCACUAAGAUCCACAAUGUAUUUCGUCUGAAAAAUCAGAGUUUUUUCAACACAAGAAGAUAAACUUCAUAUUUUCAGGCCAGGGUGUGAUUUCCUUUUUAUUAUAUCGACACAUUCACAAACAAAAGGUACCUAAAUUUAUCAAAACAACUCAUCGAUUUCCUCACAAGUGACAGAUAGAGAUUUAUGUCACGGUUUUGGUUCUCCAUGUCCCGGAUGGAGCUCGGAUGAAAAACACAAGUGGUGUAUUUCCCAGUAAAACACUCAUGUCUGUAUAAUAUUAAACUAUAUUGUGCGUAUUACCAGUCACUAUUUUCAGCCAGGGUUUCACGGGAGUAAUGUAACACUUUUAUUACCAAACUGUAAACAGAUCUUGGUACUUACAGACCAGAAGUAGCCUAUAUUUGUCUGAAUAUUUCAUACAAAUAGUUCAGUUGAACCAUGCUGUUAGCUCAUGGACCUCUGGUUGUGUUGUGUGAAUGAUCUGUAUUCAUUUCCAUUGUAUAUUAUGACUAUCUCAUAAACAUUAUGAGCUCUGUUUGUCAGCUGUGAUCAAAUCUACAGCUAAAAUGUAUUUUUUUUUCUCUUAUUUGAACAUCUGUCCAUUCAAGGAAUAAACACUGGUCAUACUCAGUGAUGA